AUGAAGCAAUCCUCCCGCCGUGCGCCUGUUAAGCCGACAGAUCAACCCGGCAACGCCAUACACAGACUAUCAGAUGUCGUACCCCAAUUUGAGUCCCUCAUCGCAUCGUCUGCAGCCAAUCAAGCCAAGACAGAAUAUCGUCGAGGUGAAUUUCUUGAGCAGUUAGUCAGUCAGAAAUAUCCGACAGUGGUGGCCGAGGAGAAUAUUCAAUUUAUUCGUGAUUCGUUCACCAGCUUCAACGAACAACUUGAGAAACUACAUAGGGGUGUACCAAUAGUACCUACGGUACUCAGAAGAAGUGCUAGAAAUAGUAAUGUUAACAAUGGCAUGAGUGCUAAAGUAGAUUGGGAGAUGGCUAUGGAUGUGGAUGACGAUAAAGAUAGAGACUACAAUGAAGAUGGUGGGGCUGCUUCUCCUCAACUUACCGCGGAACAGGAGGCAGAAGAUGAGGAACACUGGCACCAAGCAGUAAAUGCUCUCUCAAUAGAUACGACUAUGACCAAUUACUUUGUAGAAAUGGGUUACCAAAUGCCGCCUUCUCCGCCAAAGGAGGAAUCGAGAGUACAAGACCAGGAAGAACUUCGACUCCCUAAGCGCAAGGCUCACUCAAAGAAGUGGGUACCAAGUUUUAACAAGAACAACAAACGUACCUCAAUGCCACCACCUGAUACCGAACAGAUGUUUCAUAAUCUAUCCAUACGCAAUACUGUACCAGAACAAAAUGUUGACACAACCGGUAACCUGGUUGGAGGUUCAUUAGAGCCAUCGCUUUCCAGUCCAUCAAUGCCUCCUCCCAAGCGUGCCAAGACGGCGUCUUCAUCCUCUGCCAGAUCACACUUCGGACCCAAGCAACCUCCUCGCUGUGCCUCGUGUGUGCAAAUGAAAAAGAACUGCGAUCGUCAGACUCCUUGCGGAAGAUGCUCUGGCAUGCGCGAUUACAAAGUGUGCAUUCCAUACUGGAGAGAUUUGCAAAGAAAUUCUGAAGCAGAGAAACGAGAGUUGGGAUUCUGA
Molecule: messenger RNA, 1011 nt
Organism: Botrytis sinoallii
Lineage: Eukaryota; Fungi; Ascomycota; Leotiomycetes; Helotiales; Sclerotiniaceae
Exons: 1
Coding region: 1-1011 (336 amino acids)
Source: RefSeq, a predicted model, not a curated record